This is a messenger RNA of Aspergillus nidulans FGSC A4, 1695 nucleotides long. RefSeq names its product DUF1996 domain-containing protein. The coding region runs from base 172 to 1695 and encodes 507 amino acids. The transcript is spliced from 5 exons. NCBI's taxonomy places the organism in Eukaryota, Fungi, Ascomycota, Eurotiomycetes, Eurotiales, Aspergillaceae. The record is from RefSeq and is a predicted model, not a curated record.
CGUUAAUUCCCCUGCUUGAAGGGUGUGGCCUGCUUCACAUCUCAGGUCGCAUUCAUUCCGGCGCUCUUCACUUUAGCAGCUACGCGACUGAGUCGUGAAGACGCACCUUCACCACAUUUCGCUCCUUAAGAAAUCCACCCUUGGUCACUCCUUUGCCUUAUCGACACGAUCAUGCCUUCGAAGAUGCGCCUGGACACCAGCCUGGUAGCUUGUCUGGCCGCCUUCUCCGGCGUCGCUGACGCCUUCUGGCGUCUGCCCUGCCGUGGCCGAAGCGCUCUCGCUCGCAUGGAUCCUUUGAUCUCACCCGGCGAGCCGUCCUACCACGUCCACGCCGUUCACGGAUCUAAAGGAUUCGGUCUCACCGCGGAUAUGGCUACUCUGCUUGAUGGAGACUGCACUUCGUGCGGUGUCAAGCAGGACAAAUCGGCCUACUGGGCCCCUGCCCUGUACUUCGUCGACAACGCCACGGGCGACUCCGAGCUUGUGGACGAAGUCGGAGGAAUGCUUGUGUACUACCUUCUCUACGGAGACAAUGUGGAGGCGUUCCCCGAGGACUUCCGCAUGGUUGCUGGUGACCCGUUCCAGCGCAACUUCACCUGGCCGAUCCCCGACCCUCCCAAGUCGGAAUGGACAGGCGACCAGGCUAGCCAGGCGGCCCUGCGACAGAAGGCUAUCGGCUUCAACUGCCUGAAUUACGCCAAAGCCGCCGAGCCGUCCCUCGGUCGUCACUUCUUGCCGGAGAAGGCUUAUCUUGACGAGCACUGCACUGACGGUGUCCGUUUCGAAAUCAUGUUCCCCUCAUGCUGGAAUGGCAAGGAUACCGACUCUGACGACCAUGCCUCCCACGUUGCCUACCCCUCGCUGGUCAUGGACGGCACUUGCCCCGAGGGCUUUGAGACCCGCAUCGUUUCGCUCUUCUUCGAGACCAUCUGGAACACCUACGCCUUCAAGGACCGCGACGGAUACUUUGCCCUUUCCACCGGCGACCCUACUGGAUUCGGUUACCACGCCGAUUUCAUGCACGGCUGGGAGUCUGGUGUUCUCGAGGAAGCUGUCAAGACCUGCACCAACCCCUCCGGCGAGGUCGAGGACUGCCCCGUGUUCGAACUCCAGUCCGAGCUCGCGCAAAAGCUGUGCAGCGUUGACAUUCCCGACAUCCUGUCCAGCGAAGACGUUAAAAAGGUCAAGGGCGGUCUUCCCAACAAGAUUGCCGUCGAAUGGGGCCCUGAGUACGCCUUCCCUAUCAAGUACGUCGGCGAAGAGUCCUCGACUGCCGUCCCAACCUCCACCGCUCCCCAAAGCACCUCUGACGCGGGUCUGGGCGUCAGCCUCUCUUCCGCUCUCAGCGAUCUUGCCGGCAACAUCUUCGCCGCUGAUGCUAAAACUACCGAGGCUCCCACUACCACCUCGACCUCGACCUCGACAUGGACUCCGACGCCCACCACUUCUUAUAUCGAGAGCACCGUCACGCAAGAGACUGUCUGGGUGGAGCAGGAGAUUGUCGUCAUGGUCGAUGAAAACAACGUUCCCCUGAAGACCGAGGUCGGCGGCGUGGACGUUGUCUCGACAGACUAUAACACCGUCACCCGCACCGUUUCAUCUGUUGUCCAGGUCCCUACCGCACCGGCUGCUGAGAAGCGUCACCACGACCACCUGGCCGCUCACAAGCGUCACCAGCACGGCCACGCGCACUAA